GACUUUAAAUCUCGAGCCAUGGUUGAGUCUAUGUGUAAUGGUGAGUUCAUUGAUAAAACUGUGGAUGAUGCAUGGUCAUUUCUAGCUGAAGUUGCAGAGAAAACCCAUCAAUGGGAAUCCAUUAGAGAAACUAGGACAAUGUCACAUGAUAUGGGUGAUCUCCAUGAGUCAGAUGUCGAUUUUGGCUCUGAUACAAAUAUAGAAUUCUUAAUUAGGAGAGUUGAAGCUCUAGAAAGGUGCACAAAUGAAAAUUUGAUGCACCCAAGUUAUGUAGCCAGACUGAAUUCUCUUUUUGUAUCUUAUGUGAUAGCUUAGGCCAUUUGAUUGAGAACUGCUCUGAAUUGCAUGCCGUUAAGCAGUCUAAAUUGCAUUGUGCCAAUACUUCCCAUCAAAUGCAUGAGAAUAACCUAUACUCAUCAACUUGUGAACCAGGAAGGAGAAACAAUCUGAAUAUUUCAUGUAUUGAUGACUCUACGCAAGGUUUACAACCUGCGGUGAGUCAAGUUGUCACUGUACCAAAUGAAAAUGAAAGAAGUGAUAAGCAUGUGGACUAUAAAUGUGAAAUGUUUGUUUUUCCCGAUGAGCUUAAUUCUGAAUAUAGUGUUUCAUACCCUAUUGCUGAAAAUGUCAAUCCAUAUUCACCUAUUUUAGAGGCAGCUGUAUGGACGGAAAACACUAAUGGUUUUGACAAAGUAGGAUUUUCAUGUAUUUGUGAUGACGAUGAUGAUACAAUGUUAGAGGAGGUCGUUAAUUCUCAAAAUGAAAUUUCCGAGUCUUGUAUUUCUGAAAUGCUAGACCAUAAUGUAGAAACCUACGUUGAUAAUGUUUCUUCUAAUGUUGAUAUUCAUCGCAAUGGUGCUGAUUUGGGUCUUGUGCAACUGUUUUGUGAACGAGAGAAUGGUAGGCAACUUGUGUCUGACUUAGAGAAGGCUAAAUUUGCUGUUGACAAUGAUGUUCUUAUGCAUAAAAAUAAAUUUAACAUGUCUGAUGCCAUGCCUAGGUCACAACAUGAUGCUUCUUAUGAUUUGUCUAUGCAUGAGAAUAAAUCUUUUGAUGAUUAUUCUGAAUCAGGGCUUGUUAAUUUGUUCAAUGACUGUGAGCAUGAUAGGGCAUUAAUCGCUUCUGACUGGGGAGGAACUAGACUGCGUGGUGAUAUUUUUGAGCCUAAAAAUGAAUAUAACUUGGGCACAUCUAUUUUCCUGCUUAAAGUCGCAAAUUGAUGGUCUUGCUUCUGACUUGGAAAUUGUUUAUUUAGAGUAUGCCGAAUCAAAGUUGUUGAAAAUUCCAAACCUAGAGCUAGAGUUAUGUGCAUCUCAAAUUCUUUUGGACUUUUUGUCCACCAAAUAUCCUGUUAUUGAGAUACCACAUCUGGAAUCCCCACCCGUUUCUCUGCCAUCCACUGACAAAGUCCAUUUCGAAUUAGACCUUGUGCAUGAUGAACCCCUGAAAUUGUCAGAUUUUGUGCCCAAAAGCGUAUCCUUUGAAAAUUUCAGGUUUGGGGGUAGCUCAUUUGUAUCCGUAGUCUUACUUACCUUGUCAUGUUAUAUAUGCUUGAGGCUGUCGAUAUUUCUGCAUGUCUUCUUUUGGGUUGAUCCUCAACUCUUUAGAUUGUUGAUCUAUGGUGAAUCUUUCUUGCAUUUUGUUCCGAAUCAGUUUGAGUCUCUGUACUUUGUACCCUUUUUUUGUUACUACUGUGGUACAUAUGUUUAUGCUAAUCUAAUGCCACACUCAGCUGAUCUCUGAUUGGAUUAUAACCGCUAAUAAAAGAGUUCUCACUUGGAACUGUCAUUGAAAUCUGGUAAUCUCUUUCCUUUUCUCCAACUCAGCAUGUUACUCAUGGUAUGUCACUAUGUUGUUAUAAUUCUGUUUAUUAGGAACAUCGAGGACAAUGUUUAGUUUAGGUUUGGGGUUGAAAAGUAGAUACCAUCGACUGUCACUGUGCUAUAUUUUUAAACUGAACUCUGCAAUAUAAAAAUGGAAAAAUGAAAAAAUGAGCUCAUUUUCCUUGAAUUAUGAUACCUGUGCAUGCAUGAUAUGUUAGGGUUCUUAGUCUAGAUGAUGAGGCACCCCUGAUUCUAGUACAAUUCACAUGUGAUAUAGAAAAUUUGCACAUGCACGAUCAACCAAGCGUGUAUAGCGUCGGUGUUUCAUAGGUUAAGUAGGCUGCCAAUCAUCUAGAAUACUGAAUGAGACUUGAUUAGCUUGUUCUUUGGUUGGCUGGGAUAGAAGUUGGAGGAUACAUUAAGGAAAGCAACCAUUGAAUUUGACCGGGUGCAUCGAAAAGGGGUGCCUCUUGCUAAAAGUGUCAUGUAAUGUAUUUUUGAGAUUUUGUGUAAAGUUGUUGCGUCAUCUUGUGUUCGUAUCUCUUGUAUUUGCAAAGUCAGAUGAAAAAUUCAAUAGUAAAAAAAAAAAAAAAUCAGAAAAAGAAAAGAAAAGAAAAAGUACUCAUUGUUUGCUAUUAUGCUCUACUUCAGUAAAAAUUAUAAAGUGUCUCUCUUUCCUCAAAAUGAGAGUAGUCGAUGUAAAUACUGCAGUCAAUGUUCUUUGUUGUUAUGUGUUGUAAAUGGUCUUGUAAUAUGCAAGGAGGGUGUAGCCAUCGAUGUACAAUGCGGGUAAACUGAAAUAUCACCAACUCUUAAGUGAACAUUCACAAUUCUUGUAAAGCCGGACAGCUAGCUUGGCUUUGAAUUCAGUUCUUAGCCUAAAAACUAUCUCUUAGUAAUUGGCAGUCACAACUUCCUAGAGUAAAUCAUUCUCUAUGCAUGUCUAAGGCAGAUACACUUUACAUUCUUAUCCCAUGUCCUUAGUUGUUUCAAUGCUAGAAUUGUGCCGUGGAAAGCUAGAUUGACAUAUCCAAUUGAUGUGAGCUAAAACUGAAUGCAGGUAUCACUUUCAUGGAAUCUGAGCUUAUAUUUUGUCCUAGAACUUUUCUUAGCUUUUGUUUUACUCAUGGACGAGCAAAAUUCAGGUGGUUGAGCAAAUGAUGAAAUAGAGAUCAGCGGGACGGUGAAUGGAGCGUAAAAAAAUUAAUUUGGAGGCAUUUGUUGGCUCAAGGAAUUGAUAAAAUGAUGAGUUACAAGGGUGUUGCCCCCUGUCGGUUCAAUUAGAGAUUGUUUUUGCAAAGUCGUACGGUUAAAUGAUAAAUGAGGCAGUGGAGCAUUCUUGGCAGUCACAUGAAAAGAAGAAAUGGAAAUGCUAGUUCAUAUAAAUCUCCACGGUCCGAGAUAUAAAAUCCAGAGUCCAUAAAGGUAACCAAGACCCACUCAACUUUGGAUUCACACGUGUAAUGUACCAUACCAUUUCCUCUAGAAACCUAACUUCAGUGCUUUACCAAAUCAUGCCGACAUCACCGGAUCAUUCACUUCCCAAUUUCUUCCUCUCCCUGUUAAACCCAUACCUCCACCAUCACCAUCGAGAAAGCUACUCUUCCCCACUUAUCUCAGACUCUGUCUAGUAGCCUUUUUCUCAUCUCUAAAAUCUAAACCAAAACCCAUUCUCAUUUUAUGGUCAGAACCAUCAACUUCCUCUUGUCGUUGUAACCUAGCGAUAGGUAGGGUGGCUUGAUUGAUUGAGCAAGAAGGAAAAUGAUAUGAUGAAUUAUGUCCGCUGACGUUAUACUGGCAACUACAUCGAGUCAUCAACCGACAAUAGGGUGGCUAUAAUGAAGACUAUGCAUUAGUGGUGAGUUCCAAAAACAUCAAAUCCCUAAUUUUCUAAUUGUAAUUCAUUAAAAAUGGGAUUGAGAAUUUGGGAGAGUUUUGUAUAAAUAGGGGAGGCAGAUGUAGAUCAAAAACAAGCCCGGAUUAGCCGGUGCAACAAGCUGUAGUAUAUGUAAUUUAAAUUUUCUAUUUUCUUAGUUAUGUUUUAAUCUCUUCUUAGGGUUGAGAUGAAACCCCUAAAUAAUUAGAAUCUUUUGGCUUGAUUUUACUUUGUUCUUCAUGGAACUUUUAUUGAAAGCAUAA
Messenger RNA from Papaver somniferum (opium poppy), 3962 nucleotides. RefSeq lists its product as uncharacterized. The transcript has 2 exons. Bases 393 to 1220 code for a protein of 275 amino acids. The record is from RefSeq and is a predicted model, not a curated record. NCBI's taxonomy places the organism in Eukaryota, Viridiplantae, Streptophyta, Magnoliopsida, Ranunculales, Papaveraceae.